UCUCAAAAUCGGAACGGAAUCUAAGCCAACUAGAUAACAAACAAGCAUUCAUAAAAAUGCCUCUGAAACUGAAAAAUCCCAUUGAAAAACAUUUCAGUGUGCUCUCUCGCUACCACUACUACUUCUUUACUCUUCUGUUUGCGAGUAAACUGCCUGUAUUCUGGCACAUUCUGAACUUGAUAUUCCUCUCUCCGCCUAUGAAUUACUAUUGCAAUGACGAUGGUCAAAACAGUACUUUGAACACGUGCCCUUGUGAUAAUCCCUGGUGGGAUAGAAGCGUCUUCACAGAGACAACUCAGACGAAGUUUGGAAUACUUUGUGACACCCAGUGGCUGAUCAGUUUCUCCCAGAGUAUGCUGUAUGUUGGGACGCUGCUCGGAGCCUUGACUUUUGGAUUUUUGUCUGAUACAUUCGGUCGUCUCUCAAUGUUUUCCAUGAGCUGUCUUAUUUUAGCCAUCUCAGGAUGUCUAGUCAGCAUCAUGCCGACUGCAGUUUCCUUCAUCUUUAUGCGGACUAUCGAAGGUCUUGGCGUGGGAGGUGCUAUAGUGACCUCCUACGUCCUCUGUGUGGAAUACUGUGGAACCAGACACAGGGAGAUGGUCACAGCUUUGCUGCACAUCCCGAUAAACCUAAGCCACAUGUGCUUAGCUGGUGUGUCGUACUUGCUAAGACAUUGUGAUGAAUUUCAAAUAGCAUUGUCAUUACCGAUAUUUCUUUGUGUGGCGCUUUAUUGGUUGACGUUGGAGUCCCCGAAGUGGUUGAUGGAUACCGGGAAGGUAGAUGAAGCAGCUGUGGUGAUGGAAAAGAUAUCACGUUUUAAUCGAAAAUCUUAUGAAUCAAUUAAAACAGAGCUAGAAGAAUAUCAAGCAGCUCGCUCCAAAAACUCCCGAACUAAGAUGAAGUUCUGGCAAAUAUUUAGACACAGAAAAUUGAGUUCGAACUUUAUCUGUAUGGCAGUGGUGUACUUCGUCUGCGGCAUGGGCUACUAUGGAGUCUCCCAAUACAUCGGUAAAAUGAGCGGCGACAUCCACAUCAACGUUGCUAUUUCAGGAGCUCUCCUCCUUCCCGGAACCAUAACUACUAUAUUUUUAUUAAAAAUACUGAACCGACGAACAUUUCUGAUAGCAACAAAUUUCUUAUCUGGUUUGUUUAUGUUGAUAGAAGUAUUAAUAUGUUGUGAUGCCACGUGGCCCAGGGUUGUCAUAGUCUGCAUCUGUAAUUGUUUCUUCUUUAUGACGUUUAUUAUAGUGUUUUUGUAUAGUGUAGAAUUGUUUCCUACUUCUGUAAGGAAUUCUGUUUUGGGAAUCCUGUCCGUGGUGUCCAGGUUGGGACAGAUUAGUGCCCCUAUUAUAAAUGCUUUACCAGAAACAUCAGCGGGAACUAUAUUUGCUGUAAUGGCUAUGCUUGGAGCUGUUAUGUGUUAUCCUUUACCUGAGACUAAAAAUACAGAGCUACCAUCGUCGAUAGAAGAUUCUAAAAUGCUACCACGUAAAGUACGACCCGGUGAUGAAGUAAUGAGAAUGUCUCAGGAUGGAUAGCAUGUGAAUAAGCAUUUGAUAUUUUUUAUGAAUAUUACGUUUCUGUGGCCGAUGGAAUAUUUUUCAAAAUUUUAUCUUAAUGCUAAAAAUUGUGCAACGUGGCAUAGUUUUUUUUAUUUUUACUGACAUUAAUUUGUAGAUUUGUAUCCAAAAAUUGUGUAGAUAUUUUUGGAUAAAUGAAAUGUAUAUUUUUGUACGUAACGAAGCAUGUGAUAGCUUUUUAUAUAUUA
This is a messenger RNA of Manduca sexta (tobacco hornworm), 1768 nucleotides long. Its product is annotated as solute carrier family 22 member 3. The transcript has 3 exons. The record is from RefSeq and is a predicted model, not a curated record. Gene Ontology annotation, biological process: transmembrane transport. Lineage: Eukaryota; Metazoa; Arthropoda; Insecta; Lepidoptera; Sphingidae. Gene Ontology annotation, molecular function: transmembrane transporter activity. The coding region runs from base 57 to 1538 and encodes 493 amino acids. Gene Ontology annotation, cellular component: membrane.